Messenger RNA from Sorghum bicolor (sorghum), 1941 nucleotides. RefSeq lists its product as uncharacterized. NCBI's taxonomy places the organism in Eukaryota, Viridiplantae, Streptophyta, Magnoliopsida, Poales, Poaceae. Gene Ontology annotation, biological process: telomere maintenance; DNA repair. Gene Ontology annotation, molecular function: DNA helicase activity. The coding region runs from base 1 to 1941 and encodes 646 amino acids. The record is from RefSeq and is a predicted model, not a curated record. The transcript has 2 exons.
AUGCACAUGGUGGCAUUUCAUAAACGGGACAAGGUCGAAAAGAUGGUUAAUAGGCCAGGUGUAGAAGAGUCAAUGUUGACAGCAUACUUCGAUGCAAACAGGCAUGAUGAGGAAGCUCGCAAAAUCUUAUAUCGAGACUUCCCAGAGUAUUUUACCUGGCAGUCUGAUGGUAAAUUCUGGCAAAAAAGGAAAAACUAUGUUUUCCAAAUUGGUAGAGUCAUCUCAGCCCAUCCUGCCGAGGGUGAACGCUACUUUCUUCGUGUUCUCUUGAACAAUGUUGCUGGUGCUACCUCAUAUGAACACCUUAGGACAGUUGAUGGGGUGCUACUACCUUCGUUUCGUGAAGCUGCAGAAAGGAGGGGUCUAAUCGAAGAGGAUAAUACCCUAGAUGAAUGUCUAACAAAAGCUACUUUGUUUGAGAUGCCUAGCUCUAUAAGAAGGCUAUUUGCAACAAUAUUGGUAUUCUGCGAACCGCAUGAUGUGAUGGGGUUGUGGACAAAACACUACGAUGCAAUGUUAGAGGAUUAUAGCCGCAAUAAUCCAUCCUCAGAUCUCGUGCAACAAAUGGUUUUGAUAGACAUUAGAAACAUGUUGCAGUCUAUGGGAAAGGACAUAAGGUCAUUUCCUCUUCCAGAUAUUGAUCACUCAUAUGAUGAUGCCAGCCAUAUACCUCGUGAGAUAUUUGAGGAAGCUAGCGUUGAGCAGAAUCCUCAAGAUGUGCUAUUGUGUGACUCACUCAACGCUGAGCAAAAGUCUGCCUACAAUGAGAUAAUGGCAGCUGUCUACAGCAAACAAGGCAGGCUAUUCUUUGUGGAUGGACCUGGUGGGACAGGAAAGACAUUUUUAUAUAGGGCACUGCUCGCAAAACUACGUAGCCAGGAUAAGCUUGCCGUUGCCACAGCUACAUCUGGGGUCACAGCGGCCAUAAUGCCAGGUGGGAGGACGGCCCACUCGCGUUUCAAGAUACCCCUAACUCUUCAAGAGGGCGGUUGUUGUAGCUUCAUGAAACAGAGUGGUACUGCCAAGUUGUUGCAGCAAGCAGCUCUCAUAAUUUGGGACGAGGCAUCUAUGACAAAGAGGCAAAAUUUGGAAGCACUAGACAACAACCUACGUGAUAUCAUGGGUCGGUCACACCAACCCUUUGAUGGGAAGACUGUUGUCCUUGGUGGGGAUUUCAGACAAGUCCUCCCUGUUGUGCGGAAAGGAUCUAGGGCUCAAAUAGUCGGUGCUUCUCUACGAAGGUCGUAUCUUUGGGAAUCCAUGCGCCACCUAAAGCUUGUUCGCAACAUGAGGGCUCAGAGUGAUCCGUGGUUUGCAGAUUAUUUGUUGCGCAUUGGUGGUGGAACGGAAGAGGUUAACGGAGAUGACAAUGUUCGUAUUCCAGAUGAGAUCUGUAUCCCGUACUCUGGUGAUGCCGAGAAAGAUCUUCAUAGUCUGAUUGACAGCAUCUUUCCAAAUCUGAAUGCAAACAUGGCGGACAAAGACUACAUCACCACCAGGGUGAUUUUAUCUACACGCAAUGAUUGGGUGGACAUGAUCAAUAUGAAAAUGAUUGAUAUGUUCCAAGGUGGUGAGACGAUGUAUCACAGUUUUGACACCGCGGUAGAUGAUCCACAUAACUACUAUCCAUCGGAGUUUCUUAAUAGCCUGACCCCCAACGGGCUACCACCAGAUGUCUUGAAGCUCAAGCUCGGGUGUCCUGUCAUAUUGCUUAGGAAUAUUGACCCCGCCAAUGGGCUAUGCAAUGGUACAAGGAUGGAUGAACACAUUUGCAUAAGAUUCCACUUUGGUGGUACAUUUACUAGGGUGGGAGGCGCUCUGUUCUAUGUUGGAGGAGACAAUGCUGAAUCAUGGAUCGAUGUGGACAAGCUUUCUUAUUUUGAGAUCAAGGGCCACCUAGCUGAUCACUACAAUUCACCAAGUAUGUUCAGGUUGUAUUAG